UACGCCAUUCGACUCCAAUUACGUUGAGUCCUCACUAGUAAACAUGGCUGUGACACCGGCACGAAGGUCGUCUUUGUACGAUUUAGGUAUGUGGGCGGACCGGACCGCCCUCCAUGAAGCUGCAUCGCAGGGCAGGGCUUUGCAGCUGAAACAGUUGAUAGAAAGUGAGGCAUCGGUCAACAUCGUGACCGUGGACAACAUCACUCCUCUGCACGAAGCCUGCUUACAAGCUCAUCCGCAUUGUGCACGACUGCUGCUGGAAGCCGGAGCACAGGUGGAUGUGCGGAAUAUCCAUGGGAGCACUCCCCUCUGCAACGCCUGCUCUUCUGGCAGUUUGGCAUGCGUCAAGCUGCUGUUGGAAUACGGCGCCAAAGUCAAUCCGUCACUCACUGCUUUGACGGCGUCCCCCCUGCACGAGGCCUGCAUUCAAGGUAACGCCGAAAUAGUGAAGUUGAUGAUAGCCAGUGGCGCUGAGCUGGAGGCGUACGAUGUUCACUUCGGCCCACCUUUGCACAUCGCUUGUGCGAAAGCGCACGUGAACUGUGUCAAGGAGCUACUGCUUGCAGGUGCCAACGUGAACUCCAGUAAGUUUCACGAGACAGCCUUGCACCACGCAGCUCGACUCGACAAACCGGACAUGAUUGAGCUGCUGGUGGAUUUCGGAGCCAACGUGCACACCACUGACAACCUGGGGAAAAAGCCCGUGGAGUACUCAACACCUGCCUCUCCCCCGUACGACUGCCUCAGGUUUUAUGAAAGCUGCUGGUCAGAGAGAACAGAGGUCCACAAGGCAGCGUCGCUGGGUCAGGCUUCUCAGCUGCAGCACCUCAUCCACAGCGGAGCGUCUGUCAAUAUUGUAGCCGUGGACUCCAUCACACCUCUGCAUGAGGCCUGCCUUCAUGGACACACACAGUGUGUCCGGCUGCUACUGGAUGCCGGAGCACAGGUGGAUGCAAGGAACGUGGAUGGCAGCACCCCUCUGUGUGAUGCCUGUUCAGUUGGCAGUUUGGACUGUGUGAGGCUCUUACUGGAGUACGGGGCCAAGGUCAACCCUGCCCUUACUUCCCGUACUGCGUCACCCCUCCAUGAGGCCUGCAUGGGAGGAAACUCAGACUGUGUGAAGUUCUUGAUUGCCAUGGGUGCUUGUCUGGAGGCAUAUGACCUUUACUAUGGGACCCCACUGCAUGUAGCUUGUACCAACAAACACACAAACUGUGUUAAAGAGCUACUCAAUGCAGGUGCCAAAGUCAAUGCUGCCCGGCUGCACGCGACGGCACUGCACCACGCUGCCAAAAGCAUGCGAGUGGAAAUGAUCGAGAUACUCGUGGAAUUUGGAGCCAACAUUUACGCCAGAGAUAAACAUAACAAAAAACCCGUUGACUACACGACGCCAGGAUCUCCUGCUGCAGUCUGCUUGCAGUCCUACGAGGCCACUCCCAUGAGCCUGCAGCAACUCAGCAGGUUGGCAGUACGUAGGAAGCUGGGCAUCAGAGCUCUGAACGUCAUAGGUCAAUUGCAGAUCCCAAAACUCAUUAUCAGCUACCUCUGCUAUCAGUGAAGAGGACAUGUGAAGAGGAUUCAGAUGAUCGUCUUAAAAAAAGAAGAAGAUUGUAUUAUUUAUUCACGUGAAGUACUGAGGGAAGACACCAUCAACAACAUGCGCUUUUAACCAGACGUAUUAGUGGGAGGACACAUGACGCCACAUGACACCACAUGACACCAUAUGCCCUCAUAUUUCCUGUGGCCAUAAAUAAAGCACAACACAUAUAAACCACAAUAAAGUACAAACACUGUAAAUGCUGUAGUUAUACUGUAGAGUUAAAAUUGUAAUGACCAAAAUCGCAAAGUAGGCGAUGAUUGGAGAGAGGCUGUUAUUGCCAAAAUUUAAAACAAAAAAGUCGUAAAUUUGUGAGAAUAAAGGCGUAAAUUUAUUUUGAAAAAAAUCAUAAAUUUUACGAGAAAAAAGCCGUAAAUUCACGAGAACAAAGUUGUCAAUUUUGAAGAAAAGUUCGUCAAUUUGCGAGAAAAAAGUUGUAAGUUCACGAGGAAAAAGUCGUACAUUUAUGAAAAUAAAGUGGUAAAUUUACGAGAAAAAAAGUCAUAAUAUUACCUUUGACUAAGGCCAAAGGUCACAUAAGUCCCCCCUUUUCAUAGCUGUCUCAGGCAAUGCCUGUUCUGACAGAGUAUGAAAUAAAUCUGAGAUUUCUAGAGACAUUUAUCAGAAUAAAGUCGCAAAUUUACGAGAAAAAAAUACAACAAAGUGAGAUGAUGCCAACCCAUGCUAAUCUGUUUGUGCUAAACUGCUCUGCUUUGCUGCCACGUUAUAAAUAAAAGCUUGCCUCAAGCAAGAGGAAAGUUUCCUUCCUUCCUGAAGCUCUAUUUAAUAUUAUUUAUUAUUAUUUACUCUUGAAAUCUCAGCUUAUUAUUUUUUUUUUUCAAUUUGGCCCUAAUACUCUGUUGUAUAUUUACAAUCCAAAGGCGAAACUUGAAAGUAAUUUUAGACCGUGGGCGUGCUAAGUGAGCUCUAGCAAGCUUGUCAUCGUCAUCACACGCGCGGCGAUAUCAUCAUCGGGCAGAAAAGCCGAUAACGAUAUGAACGAUAUCUCAUUUUUACGCCAGUAUCGUUCAUAUCAAGGAGUGUAUCUUGAGUUUAAAAGGGUGCGCAGUUAAAAAGCUGGAAAAGAAAAUGUUUAUUGUACUAUGGGAUGAGAAAAGACGUGCCCGUGUUGUGGAAUGUAAAUUCUGCCGACUAUGACAAAAGAGGCACCGAUGUUAAACGGACGAGACUUUGCCUGCAUAGUUCCUCCCGUUUGUUGCUCUACUUAUAAACACGUCCUACCAGGCGCGUCUAUUUCAAACUCUGUUAUCAUUGCUCUGGUAAAUGUGCUCUAAAGACGAGUUAUUUUUAGCAAGACGCGCAGGAUGUUAUUUAGGAAUUGAAGUACUUCGCAGUUGUGUCAUCAGUUGUUGUCCGUGUCAACAUGACCUCCUUUGGAGGUUUCAUAACUGGCCUAUUUGACCACGUUUUAUCAUAAUAAGACAUGGCUGGCUGGAAAUAUCUGAUGGGAUUUAGUUUGCGUCCUAUUUUGAGCUCUGUUAGUUUCUCCUUCUCAAAGAGCAAGCUCGAUAAAUAUUUCUCCUCGUUCCUGCCUGCCAAGUGAAUUUAGUAGCAUAGAUUUAACGAUUAUGAUUUAUAAUAUUACAUGCAGUUUUAUAAUGUUAAGCUUGGGCUAGCUCUGUGUCAUGGCCUGCACAGAACGACACAGACCUUUACUGCUGUAGACUGUAAUGUACUGUCAGGUGGUCAAAGUUUGUUAAAGCAAAACAAAAGGAUUGCUUUCAUGCAACCAAAAUCCAUUUAUCGACCUCCGCAUGCGCUUUAACAUGUUGCCACUCAGCUGUUGGUGUGACAUGCAGGUGUGUUACACUUGCCGGACUGGUGUUUACAAUCAACUCAUCAUCAAUGUUGACUGAGCAGUUUGCUCCCGAACGUAACUCCAACUCCUGUGUUGUGCAACAUACAUUCCUCGUUUAUCGCAGUUAAUUGGUUGGUUCAUUGGUUAUGGCAUAGAAAACCCGUUUACGAUCUUCUAAAUAUGGUUUUUAACAAUAUUAGAGCCCUCGAGACAUGAAAUAACACCCAUGUAGUCACAUGUACAUUUGUAUUACCCAAUGUAGUAGCUAUAAUCAGAGAAAAUAAGACAUAUUAGACAUAAAGAACUGUCCUGCAGUAGCUAUUUUCUCAUCAGUGUUUGCAAUGGCGGCUUUAAAUGGCUUUACACUCGUAUUACCCAAUAUAGUAGAGAUAGUAAGAGUAAAUGAGACAUUUAAGACGUAAGUAAGUAAAACUUCUGCUUGUGUGUGUCACAGUAAAUGUGUUCCCUUUGGGACCUUAGUAGCGGGAGGACAGGAAGUGAUGUCGGAGGUUCAGGGUUGAGUUUUAGCUUGUCGUGGGUUAUGGCCCAAACCGUAGCCGUGUUAUUAUUAGGAUUAUCAUGUUAUUAUUAUUGUGCCUGUUGUGAGAUAAUUUAAACUUGCAUUAAAUGCCUGUUCUGACGAUCACGUCUGGUGCUUGUCACACCAAACAAUUACUAACACCUAGUGACCAACGUAGUAUACUACAUUCGCAAUUAGAAUGCUUCUUCUGCCUUGUGUUUGUAUUUUAGUUCAUUUAGUUAGUUCAUUUAACCAUUUUUAUGCUUCAAAACGCUUAAUCUGGGCCACGAAUAUGUACAAUUUGCUUAAAUAUGUAUUUUUUUAAACUAAUAAUAGGCAGUAGUUAAUGACAAAACAGCGAUCAUUAAUUCAUUUUUCAAAAACCACAAUAGAAUGAGGGCAGGGAGUGUUCAAAAACAUUUCAGAAAUCUCCUCCUCUCCAAUUAUUGCCUGCUUCCGUCUUCCGCUCCAGUUCUCAUGAUCACAUUUACAGUAAUCGUUGAGAGACAUUGCGGUUGAUAGCGUCCCCUACUGUCAGGACUGUUCAUCUGGCUUUCAACUUUUCAACUGUUCCAACGUGAUGGAUCAUUUUGAUUCAAUAGCGCACCCACACUGUCAUUUCUUUCUCAAAAUUGUUUGUGCACAGCUCCAAGUAAAUAAAUAAUGGCCUUUUUUCACAAUGGCGCCCUCAUGUGGCCAACAAUGACAUGCUGGACAAUGACAAUUUGGUUUGAAACCUUUCUUUGCGUUACAAAAAAAACAAACUUGUGUUCCAUUUGCAGCUCCAGACUAUUUUUCUUUAGCAUAAGGGGCAAAAUGGCUCGUGUGAUAGUAAAAGUUGCCAACCCCUGUCAUGACAUGACUUUUUCCAUUCUUGCAACUGUGAAAAUAGCCUUUUUUGUAAAAAUGAAUGAUUUCUUUUACGUUUUAAAAUAAUUUCAAAAUAUAUAAAUGUGUUAGGGCCGCAUGGUGGUCUAGUGGUUAGCACGUUGGCUAAAACCUAGGUUCGAUUCUCCCUUGGGCAUUUCUGUGUGGAGUUUGCAUGUUCUCCCCAUGCAUGCGUGGGUUUUCUUCGGGUACUCCGGUUUCCUCCCACAUUCCAAAAACAUGCAUGUUAGGUUAAUUGGCGACUCUAAAUUGUCCAUAAUAUGAGUGUGAGUGUGAAUGGUUGUUUGUCUCUUUGUGCCCUGUGAUUGGCUGGCGACCAGUCCAGGGUGUACACCGCCUGUCGCCCGAAGUCAGCUGGGAUAGGCUCCAGCAUGCCCCCACGACCCUAAUGAGGAAGAAGCGGUAUAGAAAAUGGAUGUAUGGAUGGAUAAAUGUGUUAAAAUAAUUUUCAUAAAAAUACUGAUUCAUUCAUGUAAGUGCAACAUUAUUCUUAUGAUAUUAAGACAUUACAUUCAAAUUUUCAUUGUGGCUCCAAUACUGUUCCAAUAAUAAUGGCGUGUAUAAAAAGUAGGUUCAGUUGCACGCUCUGACCACUAGGCUGUGCUCUACAAAAGGAUAGGACUGAACCAUACGUUCCUAACGUUAUCAGCCAGAGUGUGUUCAGGCCCAGAGGGCAAAGACAGCAGAAGCUUCUGUAAAUGUGGUCAUUUUCUCCUUCCAGCCUGCUGAUUUACAUGCGAGUGUAAGGAAACACAAGCAGGAGGCCUUCCUAAGUGCACUGGAAACUGGAAAGGGAGAUGGCUUGUGUAGAUUGGUUGGAUCGGAGGCCCUGCACAGGCAGGAACCGGGAGGCUUUUGUUUGGGACUCAUGAGAUAAACAGUGAGAUGGAUGCUGUGAUGGUCCACUGCUAUACUCCACCCCCACACCUUCAAAUGAGCUGCAGAUGUGUACACAAUGCUGCACAAUCGACAAGAGCCACUCGUCUUCUUGCUCAUGCUGCACGUCUCAAAUGGAACACUUCCGUCAGUACACUUCAGUAAGUCUACUACUUAGCGCCCGAGGGUGCAAAUUUUGAUAAGUGCUGUUUUGUUGCGCACUUUGAAUUGUGAAUUACAAUUAAUCAAAUGAGUCCCUACCCUUCUGCUACGUACACAAGAUGGCUACGAUUGAGUCCAGCACUGCACACUCACCAUUUCGAUUGAGUGCAACAUCUGGGUUCUGACAGUGCACUGCAUUUUUCCGCACUUGUCAGUGUGAACACAUUUAUGCACUCGAAAGAAUUAAGUGUAAGUACAGAAGUGCGCCGAUUGAGACAAAGCCAAAUAUUUGACAUGUUCUACAAUUGCUGGCUUUUACAUUAGAAUGUGACAAUGCUAACUAGCGGCCGGCAUGCACACUACUGCAGUUUUUCGGACGUGUGUUUUUGUGUAAAUACUGAACUAUUACUUGUUAGUAGAGUUAAAAUAAAUAAACCACGACUGUCAAAAAUAGCACGUUAACGGCGGUAACCAGUUUAUUGACUUAAUUACGUUACAUUUUUUGGCGUAAUUAACGCAUAGCAUCAUGGCAAGGCACCGCGCUCUGUUAUGACGACAGACUAGCUCCCCACAGAGUCACCCAGAAUCUCUGACACUGUUUUUGACUUUAUUCUUACCUGAACACGUCAACAGCAGUGCAAUUCCAACACCAUAUAUGUAUCUCAACUCCAAACACACGUUCGUCAUUGCAAUGACACUUCCUCAUUGCAACGAGACAGACCGCGAGAUGCAUUCAUGGACACCCGGAAAAUCACAAAAACGUCUUUAUCAUCGUGUAUGUGCGGUCUAAGUAAACAGAAAUGCAAAGAAAAAACAAUAUAGCCUUAUUCUGAUAACUCACUUUGUAACUCUUAAAGCGGAAAUGCCAGACAUUCACUCAAAACGUGAACGACGUGGUGUCUUUGAACGCAACUCCUCAUUGCCCAUAGUGAUACAAUUAAAGUCCGAUUAAAAUAUUCUGUUAAAGAAACCAGUGUUAGGUAAAUAGAUUUUCAGACACGUACGCCAUCUCUUAACGUGCUUUACAUCUUCAGUUAUUGGCGCUGUUAUUACAUCCAAAUACAUUAGAUUGUACUUUAUUUAUCUCACAAUGGGGACAUUUUGAUGUUACAGCAGCAGAAUAUAUAUAUAAUUCUGCCCUGUCAUUUACCUUUCUUUCAAUAGAAUGCAGCAAAAAUUGGCAUAUUUCAGAUAUAGUGUGACAUGGUGACAAUUACUUUUUUUUAUAAUUUAAUAUUUCUCUUAAUAUACGCAUUUUUGCCUGUGCCCAGACUUUAGGGGCACCCUGUAUAAUAAACAGAUAAAUAAUAAAUAAUUUAUCAAAAAAAAAAACAUUCUCAUUAAAACAACAACUGAAAAGAUUGAAUUUAAACACUGCCAAAGCCAUUAUAAUGUCGUUCUUUUUUUUUUUUUUUAAGACUGUGUCAGUAAAAGGUCAGCCUAACUAUGCAUGGAUGGAAAGUCCCAACGUAAUUUGUAAUUUAAUUUCAUUUACUUUCAUCUGUCUAUGGUAAGUGUGCUAUAAGCAAACAUAAACCCC
Messenger RNA from Dunckerocampus dactyliophorus (ringed pipefish), 7402 nucleotides. Its product is annotated as ankyrin repeat and SOCS box protein 13-like. The transcript has 10 exons. Gene Ontology annotation, molecular function: protein binding. The record is from RefSeq and is a predicted model, not a curated record. Lineage: Eukaryota; Metazoa; Chordata; Actinopteri; Syngnathiformes; Syngnathidae. Bases 44 to 1558 code for a protein of 504 amino acids. Gene Ontology annotation, biological process: intracellular signal transduction; positive regulation of protein catabolic process; protein ubiquitination.